This is a messenger RNA of Monoraphidium neglectum, 912 nucleotides long. RefSeq lists its product as hypothetical. The record is from RefSeq and is a predicted model, not a curated record. Bases 1 to 912 code for a protein of 303 amino acids. The transcript has 3 exons. NCBI's taxonomy places the organism in Eukaryota, Viridiplantae, Chlorophyta, Chlorophyceae, Sphaeropleales, Selenastraceae.
AUGGGGCCCCGGCUGCUGCUGGCCGCGCUGGCUGCGCUGUCGGCGGUGUGGCUGGCGGCCGCGCUGCCCGCCAACACCUGCGACCUCCAGAAGAACUGCAUCCAGUGGCGGGUGAAGACCCUGGCAACAUGCCAGUGGCAGGUGUGCCUGUACUGGCGGCCCAAGAAGAGCUGCCAGAUCCAGCCUGGAGAUCUGGUGGAUCAGGUCUGCGCGAGGCAGUCCACCUAUAUCCGCUGGGGCUGGAGCGGCAAGAGCGAGCAGUUUGCUGCGGGCGAGACCCAGUGCAACAACAAGGACAGUGGUUGGGAUCAGGGGCAGGCGGUCUGCGACAUCGUGAAUUGCGGGGAGACCGCAUCCUUCUCGCUGCUGGACGGGCAGGCCGAGGGCUUGGACUGCAAAAAUACCCUGCCCGCCACAAUGACGGAUAAGAGCGGGAAGUUCACAUUCGCCUGUGGGGCCGCCACUCCUGCGGACACCCCAUGCAAGUCGUGCGCGGGGGCAAUCCAGUCCGGCGAUUGCAAGUGGACCUGGACUGCCCCCAAGACCACAGCGGACGCGGUGGCGGUCUCCACGCCCCCCACGAGCAGCAAGUGCCGCUGCACUGACUACAACCCCAACAAGGUAGUGGACUGGCUCUGCGGCGGCUUCACCGGCUGCCCUGGCACGCCCGCUGGCCGGCGCCACCUGAAAGCGUUUGACCCAAGGUGCCCGGCAGCCUACACGGGGUCGCCACGCUGCUUCAUCCAGGACAACUGGGCUCAGAUAAUGCAACUCCAAGGGAGGGGAACCUCAGACGCUCUGAUCGUCGGCAGCGGCGACCGCACUGUGGGGCUGAACCUUGAAGCCCUCAAGUGCGCCUGCUCAGCAUGGUCGCUGACUGGAAAGACCCUCACACAGAAGACGACGCCGUGA